This is a messenger RNA of Cinara cedri, 5550 nucleotides long. NCBI's taxonomy places the organism in Eukaryota, Metazoa, Arthropoda, Insecta, Hemiptera, Aphididae. The record is from the annotation of a GenBank genome assembly.
GAACAAAAUAUACAAACUUACCGACAGCAUUCGGUGAAACCUAAGUAUUCCUGUAACCUGUAUUCAUACUUUUACCAAACAUAUAGUGUAUAUAUUUUCUUUAUAUUUGUCUAAUAUAUAAUAAAUUAACUAAUUAUUUAUUUGUAUGUGUAUUUUUUAGUCAAUGUUGUUAGUUGGGGAUUUUAUGAUUACACGUCGAAUACAUACUUUAUAUGAGUUUAUUAUAAAAGAAGAUAAUAAUAGAUAUACAACUAAAAUACUAAAUACAAUAUAGGUAAGUCUUCACUAGUUUGAAAUUCAAAAAAUGACACUAAAAAUGCUCAUGGAAUAAAAAAUAUAAACGCUGUCCUCGGUUCUAGAACAUUGUUUUCCAUGAUACUGUACUGCUUCGUAUUUGUAGGUUACGUUAUCUCUUUUUAGUCUAUCUGAUUAAUGUCUUUCAUUAGGUUCUGUUUCUUGUAGAAACCUCCAUUCCAUUUGCACGGCGAGUUUAUUUGGAUUUCGUCGUUAAUUUGUGAUUUUUCUUUCGCAUUAUGGUAAGUUAUCGAAAAUAGUUUAACGCUUUAAUGUUGGUUUUAAUUUGCUUAAUCAUUGUACUUCAACUUUUACGGAUUCGACUAGAUAAAGUUUACUGACUACUAAGAAACUAUUUAUUUGGACGUACUUAGACAGGUGUUAUUUUAAGUAUCUUGUAAUAAUUAAUUUUACUUUCAGGGUUUCGUUAAAGUAGUUAAAAACAAGCAAUACUUUAAGCGUUAUCAAGUCAAAUUCAAGAGGCGUCGUGAAGGUAAAACUGACUACUAUGCACGUAAACGUUUGAUUGUCCAAGACAAAAAUAAAUAUGACACACCUAAGUACCGUUUAAUUGUUCGUUUGUCUAAUAAAGAUAUUACAUGCCAAGUUAGUAUUUUAUUUUAUUAAACUCUGAGUACAACAAAUUUAUUCUAUACAUUUUAAAAUUCAGGUUGCACACUCUCGUAUUGAAGGAGACAAAAUUGUAUGUGCUGCAUACAGUCAUGAAUUACCCAAAUACGGUGUUAAAGUAGGUUUAACCAACUAUGCGGCUGCAUACUGCACUGGACUAUUAGUUGCUCGUCGAGUAAGAAAUAUCUUCUUUCAUCGUUUCACCUAUAUUUUUUUUAUCUAAUGUAUAUAUUUAGUUGUUGAAAAAACUUGGUUUGGACCGUUUGUAUGAAGGACUGAAAGAAGCUAAUGGUGAAGAAUACUAUGUUGAACCAGCUGACAAGGGGCCAAAUGCAUUUAGGUGUAAUCUUGAUGUUGGUUUGAUGAAGACAAGCACUGGUGCCAGAGUUUUUGGUGCAAUGAAAGGAGCAGUUGAUGGAGGUUUUAACAUUCCUCACAGGUAAAUUGUUAAAAUUAGACUAAUUUUUUUCUAAAAUGUAUAAAACUAAUUUUUGUUUUAGUGUAAAACGUUUCCCUGGUUACGAUGCUGAAUCCAAGGAAUACAAUGCUGAUACUCAUCGCAAGCACAUUUUGGGAUUGCAUGUUGCUGAAUACAUGCGUAAAUUAGAAGAAGAAGACGAAGAUGCUUUCAACCGUCAAUUUUCACAAUACAUCAAACUUGGCAUUGUUGCUGAUGAUGUAAGUCAAUUAAAUAUGAUUAAAUUAAUUUGCCUAAAAAACUUUAAAUAAUAAUGUUGAUUUCAAAAAAAAAAAAAACGUAUAUGUAUUUCUAUUUUCUUAAUCUUUAAGAGGAUGUUAUACCCGCGUAUUGGUCCUUGUAACAUACGUAAACAAUUUUUAUGCAGAAAAAGUUAAAAUAGUUUAAUUUUAAUUUUAGAGUAAAAUAUCUAUUAUGAAAUUUAUAGACAACAGUAUUUUGAAGGAAUUAUCAUAGAGUUUUUGUAUUCAAAGUAUACAGCUUGAUAUAAAAGAUACCUUAAUUAUUUUGCUUUUGUAAUAGUUCAUAAUUCAAUAAACACUGAUGACAUUCCCUUCAAAAUAUUGUUCUUUAUAAAUUUAAUAAUACGUACUUUUAUUAUUAUAAUAUUAAAUGGAGCAACCAAAAUUAAGAAUAAAGUAAAAACAGUAACAAAGUAACAUAAAGUUACAAACUCAUCCUAUGAGCCAAGCUUGUGUCGGAUGAGUUAAGUUCCUAAAUUAAAGUUAAUAAGGUAAAACAAAUGACAUAUAAAAUCAAAUUAAAUACAGAAUCAAAAAGUUAAACUAUUGUAUACAAAAUACAUAAUUUUUGUAAUGUUUAAAAUUAGUAAAAGAGAAGCAUUUAUGUAAUAAUAAAAUCCCUAUAUUGGACUAUAAUUCCCAAAUUUGGUUUUAUUAAAAGGUACAUUAAGGUUGUUAUUCAUUUUAAUCUUGUAUUAAAAGCAUGAGGUGGUUGAUAAUCACUAAUAAUAGAUUUAAUUUUAAACAUAAAUAAUAAAGUUUGACAUUCAUAUUGCAAAUUAAAAAUUUGAAUAUUUAGAUCAGAAUAUAAUAAAACAGUCUAAUAUAAUCUAGAUUUAUUUAAAAUAGUUUUAAUUAAAGAACUAAUAGUAAUAUUUAAGACAUUAAUAUGACUAGAAUAAGUACUAUCCCAUACCAAUGAACCAUAUAAGUAGACAGAUUAUACUUGAGCUAAAAUGACGAAUCUAGAUUUAAUCUAAGAUUUUAAGUCUAAUAUAUUAUGUAGUAUUUUAAAAUGUGUAAAAUAGUUUCUAAUUACAUUACAUAUGUUCUAAAAAUGUAAGCCUAUGAUCAAAAAUUAUACCUAGGUAUUUCACAUUAUAAACUCUUAUCUAAUUGAAUAUAUUUGCAAGGUACAUUUAAAUAUUUACAACUAUAAGAAUAUGGACUAAUAGAAAAGUUAGCGCUUAAAUUAUAAAUACCAUUGUUACAAAUAUUGAAAACUCAACAUAUUUAAAUUUACUUAAAUUUAACUGAAGAUUAUUAUUAUCACACCAUUGAAACUUACUAAAAAUUAGUUUUUAGUAUGUAUGUCUACAAUAUUCUUCUUGAGGUUGUCAACUGUGAAUCAAAAAUUUUUGAAAUUCUGUCAGAAGUAGUUGUAUCCCAGAAAUAAUAAUUUUUAAUUAGUGUUAAAUAGAUUCUAUAGCAUUUUCACAACAAAAUCUUGUAUUAAUUAUUAUUUUUUUUUUUUUUAAUGAAUUUGACUUGAAAUUAAAUAUUUUGAAGUGUGUAGUAAUGGUAAAAACAUAUGACUUAGAUUGAAGACCUGGGAGCUACAAAGAGAGACAUGUCUAAAAAAAAAACCUAAGAAUUUUUUAAAAAUAGAUUUUUUAGUUUUUGUGUUCAUAUAUCAUAUGCACUCAUAAAGAAUGCAUAAAUUGUAAUAAAGUUAAGGAAGCAAUAAAAUAGUGCUUAGAUAUAUCUUGUUAUUGCACCAUAAUUAAAUAUAAUUAUAUAAUUAUAAUAAUUAUUAUAAUAAAUUUUAGUUUUGGUGUUCACCUAUCUUGUUGCACCAUUAUGUGCUACAAUAUUUGGAGUAACAGCAAGAUGAGUCCAUUUGUGUUAUAAUUUCAUAAAUAAUGGUCAGACAUGUCUGAUUGUUGCACCAAUCGAUGAGUUAUUUUUUUUCUAUCCAAUUCAAUAAAAAAGUGGUUUUGUCCAAAAAUUGGACAUCAUGUCUUGUUGUUGCCUCCAGGUAUUCAAUUGAAGUAUUAUUUCUCUUUUUUGACUAUUAAUAUCUUCAUAAGUUAUAAGUAGGAAACUGAUUUAUACAUACUUAAAGUCCACCAAAAAGUACUUUAAAUAUUUAAAAAAGUGGUAAAGAGGUUUUAGAGUCCCAACUAUAAUGGUUCUAACCCUAUUAAAUACAAUUUUCUAAGACUGACAAAUGGUUAACUCAAAUAUUUUGCAAUAAUCGUUUUGUUAGUGUUAAAAAAUUAUUAUUAAGUAAUAACUAAUAAAGUUUCAUUUGCGAAUCAUUACGAUUAUAUAGUACUUAAUAAUCAUAAACAAUAUCUACAUAAUAUCCUAUUCAUGUUUUCGAGGUUUUUUUUUUUUAAAAUAAAAUAUGUUAUAGACCGUUGAAAUGUAAGCCACUAUUAUUCAAACCAAACAAUUCAUAAUAUAGGACCAAAUUACUUUAAUAAUAAAUUUUAAAUUUGCGAAUGGGUUAUUUGUGUCAAUAAGCACUAUAGAAAAUCUUAUUUUAUCCAGUACCUGACAAUGGUUCAUCAGUGAAAAAUAGUGAUUUGACUUUGUGUUAUUUAUUCUUCAACUUGCAAUAUUUAACCGAUUAGCACUAACCAACAAAAUUUAGUUUAUUUGAAGCAAAUUUAAAGCAGAUUAAAAAUAAAAACAGUGUUAUUAAUACUUGUUAAUGAAAUUAUAUGGUGCCAUUAAAAAUUCAAAAGGGGGUAGUGGUUUCACCAUCACUCCUAAACAUGGGUGGUAAAGGUACAUUAGGGUAAUUUAACAUACCUUAACAGCUACUUUUUUUUUCUCAAAUAUUCUAAAAUAAAUAAAUUCUUUCCAAGAUAAUGAGUAUCUUACAUUUUAUUAUUGAUCACUCUGUCUACCAUGGAACAAAAUUCAAAAAAACCUUAUUAAAUGUGAACAUGAAAAAAAUUACAAUUACAAGCUAUUAAUAUAAGCUAAAAUGCUUAAAAUUUAUUUUACAAUAAGAAUUAGCUUUGAUCUUUAAAUCGUGAAUGUAAUUUUAAUACUAUAAAUUGCUUUUUCAACCAUCCCUUCUUUCAAGAAAAUAGAAAAAAUGUCAUACCAUAUUAAUAUUAUAGAUUUUAUCUAUGUCUAUAGUUAAAUUGCUUUUGAGUUAUAUCAAUCAAACUUAACAAUAUUUAUUAAAUAUUAUAUUAAUUUAACUGUGAUUAAAGGUAGCAUUAGUUUUUAAACUUUUCUGUUAUGUUUUUGUUCUUUUAAUUGAUACUUAAAAAUGAGUUCAUGGAAAAAAUAGAAUAUAUAGUAUAAAUGUUUAAUACUAAAGUAAACUGAACAUUUUCAAAUUUAAUUCAAUUGAAUUGAUCAUUUAUAAAUAUUUUUAUUAAUACAUACAUACAAUAUUAAAUGUUUAACAGCCAAUCAUUAAUCAACUUUUUGAAAAUUAAUUUUAUUUAAUUUUUUCAUUUAAAUACAUUUUUAUAGUUUUAGGUUUAAAAAAAAUAUAAUAUUAUUUGACCAAGGCCAAUUUUUGCCUAUCUUUCUACUUAUAAGAUCAUAAUUUCAAUUUUAAUAGAUUAAUAAUACUAUUUUAAACAUAUAUAUAUAUAUAUAUAUAUAUAUAUAUAUAUAUAAGUACAUGAAACCUAUUUAAUUUGAAUUUUUUUUAUUUUUAUUAUUAUUAUUGUUAUUUACUUUUGUAGUUGGAAAAUAUGUACAAGAAAGCUCAUGAAAAUAUUCGUAAUGAUCCAAAACGAGAGAGAAAGCAGCAGAAGAAGGAUGAUGAACUACCCAAGAAACGCUGGAAUGCUAAGAAAUUGACUAAUGCUGAGCGUAAACAACGUGUUGUAGAAGCCAAAGCUGCGUAUCUUAAAGAGUUACAAGGCGAAGAAAUGGAACCUUAAACCGUUUUUAUGUUUUGAGUGGAUUAUUACAAUAAAGCAUAUAAAA